UUCCUCUUCUUACCCUGCACCCAGAGCUUAACUGGAGAGGACUAAGGCAGAAGGCACCAUGAGUAGUGGCCCUGUAGGAGGCAGGCCUGGGGGCCGAGGGGCACCAGCAGUUCAGCAGAACGUUCCUUCCAACCUCCUCCAGGACCAUGAGAACCAGAGACUCUUCGAGCUUCUUGGCCGAAAAUGCUGGACACUGGCUACUGCAGUUGUUCAGCUGUACCUGGCACUGCCCCCUGGAGCUGAGCACUGGACCAUGGAACACUGCGGGGCUGUGUGCUUCGUGAAGGAUAACCCUCAGAAGUCGUACUUCAUCCGCCUUUAUGGCCUACAGGCUGGUCGGCUACUCUGGGAACAAGAACUGUACUCACAGCUGGUUUACCUCACUCCCACCCCAUUCUUCCACACCUUUGCUGGAGAUGACUGUCAAGUAGGACUGAACUUUGCUGACGAGAGUGAAGCCCAGGCCUUCCGGGCCUUGGUGCAGGAGAAGAUACAAAAAAGGAAUCAGAGGCAAAGUGGAGAAAGACGCCAGCUACCACCGCCACCAGCACCAACCAAUGAGGAGAGAAGAGGAGGACUCCCACCUGUGCCCCCACAUCCAGGUGGAGAUCAUGGGGGCUCAUCAGGUGGUCCACUAUCUCUAGGACUUGUGACAGUUGACAUUCAGAACCCUGACAUCACAAGUUCACGAUACCGUGGGCUCCCUGCACCUGGCCCUGGCCCAACUGAUAAGAAACGCUCAGGGAAAAAGAAGAUCAGUAAAGCUGAUAUUGGUGCACCAAGUGGAUUCAAACAUGUCAGCCACGUGGGCUGGGAUCCCCAGAAUGGAUUUGAUGUGAACAACCUAGACCCGGAUCUGCGGAGUUUGUUCUCCAGGGCAGGAAUCAGUGAGGCCCAACUCACUGAUGCUGAGACUUCCAAGCUCAUCUAUGACUUUAUUGAGGACCAGGGUGGUCUAGAGGCUGUCCGGCAGGAAAUGAGGCGCCAGGAGCCACUCCCACCACCUCCACCACCUUGUCGAGGAGGAGGAGGAGGAGGAGGAACACCACCACCUCCACCCUGCCCUGGGAAUGGGCCUGCCCCUCCCCUGCUUCCUCCUACUCCCGUGUCUGGGGGGAGCCCAGCACCUGGUGGGGGCCGGGGUGCACUUUUGGAUCAAAUCCGGCAGGGAAUUCAGCUGAACAAGACCCCUGGAGCUAUGGAGAACUCAGUCCAGCAACCACCUGCUCAGCAGUCAGAAGGCCUAGUGGGUGCCCUGAUUCAUGUCAUGCAGAAGAGGAGUAGAGUCAUCCAUUCCUCAGAUGAAGGGGAGGAUCACACUGGUGAGGAUGAAGACGAUGAUGAAUGGGAUGACUAAACUCAUCUUCCUCUGGCAAGCUAGUUCCUCUCAACACUCACUCUGCCGUCUAGAUUCUGCUCCACUGUCAGCUUCCAAAUUCAUCUGUGGUGGGACGUCACACCCACUCUAAACUCAACAUCUCAUCGACUUUCACUUCUCAUCACUCAGGGAUUAAACAGGAUAAAAAUGAGUCUUUGGGGCUGGAGAGAUGGCUCAGAGGUUAAGAGCACUCACUGCUCUUCCAAAGGUCCUGAGUUCAAUUCCCAGCAACCACAUGGUGG
Molecule: messenger RNA, 1620 nt
Organism: Mastomys coucha (southern multimammate mouse)
Lineage: Eukaryota; Metazoa; Chordata; Mammalia; Rodentia; Muridae
Gene: Was
Product: WASP actin nucleation promoting factor
Exons: 13
Coding region: 59-1357 (432 amino acids)
Biological process (GO): actin filament polymerization
Cellular component (GO): actin filament; cytoplasm
Molecular function (GO): actin binding; microtubule binding
Source: RefSeq, a predicted model, not a curated record